AAAAAUUUAACUUAAAAUUAAUUAAAAUAAACUUUUCUUUUUAGUUUUGGUUAUUUGUAUCAAGGAUUAGCUCAGAAAAAAUAUAGUAAGUGGCAUUUAAUCAAACAGGAUAUGAUAAGAAAGAUCUUUAAUUUAGGUUUUAAGUCACCUUAAUCAACUUUCUAUAAAAGCAAUAGGCCAGUUUUAUCUUAUUGGUUUAGUACAAGUGAUAAUAAAGCACAACUCAAUUCAUCACAUUUAGAAAAGUUGUCUUAUUAUGAAUUACUAGAGGUACGCAAAGAUGCAACUGCAAGAGAAAUUAAAUAAAAUUAUUUAAGAUUGGCUAAGACUUAUCACCCUGAUGUGUAUAAAGGUUCAGAUGUGGAUAGAUUUAAAUUUAUCAAAGUAGCUUAUCAAGUAUUAAAAAAACCUUAAAGCAGAAGAUAAUAUGACGAAGAAUUAGCUGAAAAGGAAGGAAAACAAACUAAAUAUGACAAAGGGUUUUAGAAUUCUGAAAAUUAAGAUGACGCCAAUUAAGAAAAUUACACAGCUGAUGGUAAAAAAGAGUAAAAAAGAGGAUUUUCUUUUGAUGGAAUGAAAAUAGAUGAUACAAUUGAUCUUAAUAAAGAGUAUGAAAAAUUCUUUUCAAAGCCAAUUGAACGCUAGCCUGAAGAAGUUGUUGCAUAUGAAGAUGUUGUAGAAAGACAAAUGUCAAUGGAUGAAAGAGUUAGACAUGAAUUUACUUUUAUAAAAAAUAAUGAAAAUGAAAUAAAUUUUAGAUUUGGGCAUUAACAUAAAUAUUAAGAUAUUCUCAAUGAAAAUAUUGAUAUUAUGAAUUAAAAGGCUGCUGCUACUGAUGCAGCUGUUGACUACGUUAUGAAAAAAAAAGAAAAGAAAGCAAGGAAAUUAGAAAAAAUUGCACUAGCUGCAAUCAUUUUAAUUAGUAUUCCUAUCGUUCAAUAAGCAUUAGAAAGAAGACACGAAAUUUAUAAAAGAAUCGAUAAAGGGUCAUAACUCUUCCUCAGAGUGCAAGAAGACCAAGAUUUGCAAGACUUCCACAACCGUUUAAAAUUCGAGUUUAAAGAUUAAAUUUAAGAUUAAUAAAUAAGUGGAGAAUAGCAACCAUAACAAUAAAAAUAACAAGAAUAAAAACCUUGA
Tetrahymena thermophila SB210 is the source of this 1137-nucleotide messenger RNA. Its product is annotated as DnaJ domain protein. Gene Ontology annotation, cellular component: cytoplasm. The record is from RefSeq and is a predicted model, not a curated record. Gene Ontology annotation, biological process: protein refolding. NCBI's taxonomy places the organism in Eukaryota, Ciliophora, Oligohymenophorea, Hymenostomatida, Tetrahymenidae. The transcript has a single exon.